Aspergillus caelatus is the source of this 879-nucleotide messenger RNA. RefSeq lists its product as uncharacterized. NCBI's taxonomy places the organism in Eukaryota, Fungi, Ascomycota, Eurotiomycetes, Eurotiales, Aspergillaceae. Bases 1 to 879 code for a protein of 292 amino acids. The transcript has 2 exons. The record is from RefSeq and is a predicted model, not a curated record.
AUGCCCCGUCCUAUCCAUGGCACCGUCACGGAUCUAGUGUCCCAAUUCCUGAUGAAAGCUGUGAGAACUAAUUUCAUAACAGAGGAUGAGCAAGGAUGUAUAAGCUCCAGUACAGAAGGCAUUCUACUUUCUAGGACGCAAACCCACACCCCAGGGAAGAAGCAUCAAGGUUGGAUAAAAUAUCCAGAGAUUACAAUACUGUUCAGAGAACUUGAUGGCAGAUCGCUUCCACGUGUUGUAUUUGAAGUUGGGUUCAACGAAAGCUACGACGACUUGCAGAAUGACGCACGACAAUGGCUUAUACGGUCUCGCGGUCUCGUAAGGCUGGUGUUACUUGUCAGGAUUGAUGAAGAUGUUCGCCAGCUUCAGGUCUACAGAAAUACCAGUUGUUUCAGAUCAAGAGUCAAUGAACUUGUUGCCAAGUACGGAAACGAUUUGGGAAAGAUCAGGGCAGGCAUCGAGUGUGAAGGUUCUGAAGACUCUGAUGCAGAAAUGUACGAAGAUAUCGGUUCUAAAAUCAGGGCGACUGACUGGGUUGGCCGGAUUACUGUGUCACUGGAAGUAUGGGAGAUGCACAAUCACAUACCUACCCUAAGAGAACCGCCUAUUGCUGUCUUUCCAGCACCAGCCAGUCCCCAAAACCCGAAAAUCCAUAUUACAGAUCUCAUCCCGACAGAAAGUAGAAAAAGAUUCAAGAACUUUGAUAACUCGCGGACGGCAGAGCUGGAUAUGGGGCUCUUUCGCCAGAUCCUUGCCUCGGCAACUGAACGUCUUGCACACCAGCGCGCGAUCACCAAGAUUCGACCAAGACCCAAGGAACAUAAUGACCCAGACUAUAGUCCGCCAUCCCAUCCCGACUCUUGCUCAGACUGUAGCUGA